AUGGAUCUUUUAUCAAAAGAAAGUCUAUUGACUUUACCAAUAGAAAUAAUUGAUAUUAUUAUAGAUGAUCUUAAUACAAAGGACAAACAUUCCCUUUCUCAUGUAUGUCGAACUCUACGUCAAGCAGUUAGAAUAAAUCAUUUUGGUGUGUCUAAUCCUAUAUGGAAAAAUAUAGAAUUUGACAAUUUAAAUGAGGAAUUACCAUCUAGCUUAAAUUAUCGUGACGGAGUUUACAUAGAUGGAAAAUUUUACAUUGUAGUCCUUUCAAAAUUCGGUCCCAUAUGUUGGGUUCUGGAUUUAAUUCAGAAAUAUAAUUGGAAAAAAGUAAAAGUAACAAUUUGUAUGGACAAAAUGCAAUAUAAUCCAGUAAAAUCGACUGUUGGAGCUGUUAUAAAACAUGAAGUUUACAUGUUUGGUGGAGAGUGCCUUAUUACGGGUCGUCCAACUAAAAAUCUAUAUAAAUUAGACCUUUGCACUAUGUCAUUAUUUUUAAUACCUGAAAAUGAAAAAUGUCCUUCUCCAAGAUUUAUGCAUUCACUUAAUGUUAUAGAUCAUUAUCGUUUAAUUCUAUUUGGAGGAAGAUGUAUUGCUAAUAACAAUAAAUUUUAUGAUACUAAAGAUCUUUUUAUCUAUGAUACCCGCAAGAAUAUUUGGAUUCAACAAAUUGCAUCAAACCUUCCUUACGCAAGAUCAUUUCAUAGCGUAUUCAUUCGUGGUGGUAAAUUGUAUAUCUAUGGUGGUCAACAUAUAACAAGCUCUUCUCCCGAAUCAUCAAUUCACGAUGAUGAAGAUAUUUGGGAAUAUAAUUUUUGGAAAAAUAAAUGGCGAAGGUAUAGCUCAUUUUCAAAUUUUUUUUGUCCCGAGUUUUCAACCAUUGGAAUUGGGCCUGGUAAAAGAUGUGGUGCCGCUAUUUUUCCUUUACGACGUAAAAUUGUUAUAUUGGGUGGUACGAAGAAACAAAUGUUUACGGUGUCUUCUCGUUCUCAUAAUGAAAAAAAUUUAUCAGAACAACAAAUGAUGGUGAUAUUAUGUCCAAUAAAAAGGGUAUGGGAAAAUAUUCAAAUAAAAAAUAUGCCAGAUUUAGAUUGCAUCGCAAUUAAAAUUGAUCGCGUAAGUAAUAAUAUAUUUAUAGUAGGAAAAACUUCAAACGAAAAAUUAGUUGCAGGAUGGAUAAUAUAA
This is a messenger RNA of Diversispora eburnea, 1179 nucleotides long. The record is from the annotation of a GenBank genome assembly. NCBI's taxonomy places the organism in Eukaryota, Fungi, Glomeromycota, Glomeromycetes, Diversisporales, Diversisporaceae.